AUGACCCGCUUCACGAAAGUCGCUAUUAAUAUACCCGACCUCCACCCCGAGGUCCAUCUGCACGCAAUCAAAAGCAGACUCCGACCUAGGAAGUUCCAAGAAACCAUCGCAGUAGGCAAGCCGAAGACCCUUGCUGAGUUUCGUGAGAAAGCCAAAGGCCAAAUUAAUAUCGAGGAGCUUAGACAAGCCCGGAAGUCCGACAAAAUAUAUUACCGAGACAAGGAUAAAACUCCAAGCACUAAGAAAAAUUUUAAACUAACCACUCGAUUUGAUUCUUAUACACAGUUUAACAUCAAGAGAGAUGAUAUCAUCAAAGAGAUCCUCAAUUCAAAGCUCAUCAAGCCACCAAGGAAGGCCGGAACCUACCAAGAUACCAAGAAUGUAGACAAGUCCAAAUAUUCUGCCUUCCACCAGAAGCACGGCCACACUACCGAUGACUGCGUGGUCGCGAAGGACCUCUUGGAGCGGCUAGCUCGGCAAGGACACCUUGACAAGUAUAUUGGCGGGGGAUACGCUAGUGGAGGGCAAUCAAAUUCGGCCAGGAAAAGAUCAUUCCGAGCAAUUUGCUCGGUGGAUGGACCACAACGCAAUACCGAAGCCGCGAACCAACUUCCCCAAGUAACUUUUACACACGCAGACUUCAAUUCCAGUAUUCAGAACUUAGAUGACCCUGUGUUCAUUACCCUUCAACUGGGAGAUUUGUUGGUAAGGAAAGUACUCCUAGAUCCCGGAAGUAGCGCCAACGUUCUGUUCUGCUCAACAUUCCAAAAGAUGAAACUCAUCGACAACAUACUCCAGUCAACAGGGGGAGACCUAGUCGGUUUCUCGGGAGAAAGAGUUCCGAUCUUGGGUUCAGUGUGGUUGCAAACCACACUGGUUCACAUGUGUGUUAAGUUUUCUCUGCAGGACGAUCAAGUUGUAACGAUUCAUGGAGACCAUAAAGAAUCCCGCCAAUGUUACAACAUCAGCAUGAAAUUCCCAAAUCGUUCAAAGCAACAAGUCAACAAUGUCGACCUCGGCACCAGCAACUCGGCACUAGCCGACUUAGAUCCAAGAGCCGACUUUCUUGAAAGACCUACACCAUCAGAUGACUUACAAAAAGUUUAUUUCAACAAUGAUCCUAAUAAAUUCACUUAUGUAGGUACAUCAAUCAGUGCAACGGAGCUAAAGGACAUCGCUGCCUUUCUACAAGAGCAAGCCGACCUAUUUGCAUGGACGCCUUCGGACAUGCCCGGCAUAGACCCACAAAUCAUCAUCCACAAACUAGCUAUAAAUCCGACCGUCCGACCAGUACAGCAGAAGAAGAGAAAACUCGGCGAUGAAAAGAAAAAAAGGCAUCCUUAG
Molecule: messenger RNA, 1344 nt
Organism: Arachis ipaensis
Lineage: Eukaryota; Viridiplantae; Streptophyta; Magnoliopsida; Fabales; Fabaceae
Source: RefSeq, a predicted model, not a curated record